Molecule: messenger RNA, 1929 nt
Organism: Trichoderma citrinoviride
Lineage: Eukaryota; Fungi; Ascomycota; Sordariomycetes; Hypocreales; Hypocreaceae
Exons: 2
Coding region: 1-1929 (642 amino acids)
Molecular function (GO): oxidoreductase activity
Source: RefSeq, a predicted model, not a curated record
AUGGCCGCGGCGGUCUCGGGUUUGAAGGGAUGGCAUCCCGGCGAAGUUGCCAUGCAGACGAAACUGGGCUAUGCGGACGCCAUGGCUACAUCAUGGCGAUACAUCGAGAAUGCGAUGCGAGAACAGCACCGAAUCUUCCACACUUCAAACCUGCCAUUCAUUCCCAUCACGACACUCGACGACGAAGGGCGGCCGUGGGCUUCGAUCGUUGCUGGGGCUGAUGGCGAGAUUGGCUUCGUUGAGGGCCCUGACCUCAAGACGCUCAUCGUGAACGCCAGACUUUGGCCCGGAGAGCCUCUCCUGGACACUCUCAAUCAGUGGGCUGAUAGAAAUGGUCAGAACCCGACAAGUCCGGAGAGGUACUUGACGGCAGGAAUCGGAAUUGAGUUUCCGACUCGAAGACGCAACAAGUUUGCUGGCUAUAUGGAAGAUGUGAAGCGCAAAUCGGAGUUGGAUUUUAGACUAAAGUUGAAGGUCAACCAGACCACUGGGAACUGUCCCAAGUACAUCAAUGUCCGCAAGCUCGUUGGGCACGCACAGACGAAGCCAACCAUUGCAUACGAAAAACGACACAUGACACAGUUUGAAAGGCUCCCACAGGAAGUCAUCGACUUCAUUACCGAUGCCGAUACAGUCUUUAUCGGAUCUGUGUACAGGUCUGAACCAGAAACGGCUGCCAAAUUCCCCUCACAUACCGGCAUGAAUGCGCGUGGUGGCUUGCCUGGAUUCAUUCGCGUCAGCCCGUCGGAUGGACGCACCGUCGUUCUACCUGACUACUCCGGAAACAGAUUCAUGUCAAGCCUUGGGAAUGUCGAGAAAAGCAAUCAGGUGGCACUCACCAUUGUCUCCUUUACAACUGGCGACGUCCUAUAUCUUACCGGUAGAGCAGAGAACCUCGUUGGCCCCGAUGCACUUGCGGUAAUGGUGAAGCACGCCAGCAUCACUGUAAUGAAGACGACAGGAUUCAUCUUUAUUCGAGACGCUCUUCCGGUACGACAACAAUUUGGUACCGAGGUUGAACGCAGUCCAUACAGCCCCAAAGUCAAAUACUUGGUAGAGGAACCAGAGGGCCAAGCAAAUGCCGUUGGAGCACAUAAGGCGAGGUUAACCAGUGCAACGCAGCUGUCACACGAUCUCGCAGUGUUCAGAUUCAAGGUAACCACCAGGCCCGGCAUCGAACCGAUCAAGAUACGACCCGGACAAGCCAUUGCUCUCGAUUUUAUGGACUGGAUAGGACCACCAGCGUAUCAGCACAUGGCCAACUCUGCGCCUGGGUCGGUCAACGAUGAUCGUGUACGAACAUGGACGGUCUCCAGUGCUCAUGAAGACAAAGAUGUGACGUGGUUCGACAUGACGAUGCGCGAGAUGAAGGGCGGGGCUGUUACGGGGGCAUUGUUCGAUGUCUUGAGGAGACACCCCUUGAACGAUUACGAGAGGCCGGUCACAAUCACCGAAGAUGUCAUUGCAGAAGUCGUUGGAGUCACGGGCGACUUUUUCCUUGGAGCGGACGAUGUCAACAUGCUCUGGGUUGCCGGUGGUAUCGGCAUCACGCCGUUCCUCUCCAUGUUCAGCGCACUGUCUGAUCGCAAGGCCAAAGCCAAGGGCGAUGUUGUGCUUGCGCUGUCAACCCGAGAGCCGGAACUGAUGCUCCGACUGAUCCAGACUUCUCUUCGUAAUGCUGCUUCUAAAGUCCGAAUUCGGAUCGAUCUCUUUACGAGCCAGGAGAAAGUCGAUAUGGAAGGUAUCGAUCAGAAGAGUGUACAAAUUAUACUGCACAGGGGCCGGAUAGGUCCAGACUAUUGGCCUGAGGUGGCAAGUGGCAGAGAUGUCUUGAUAUGUGGCCCAGGGGCUUUUGGUGAUGUGGCCAUGGAAGGCCUGAGAGCAGCGGGAGUGCCAGAACAAAACAUGUUACGGGAGGGAUUUUAUUGA